GCUUGUAAAUACACACUAAAACAGCUAGCUACCACAAAGAAAGAGGCUUUUUCCUUGCUAACGCUAUUUCUCACCACAAACUCAUGUAGAUCUGGACUGCAUACAGAUAACAUGGUGCACCCGCUUUGUAUAUGUCAGAUCUGUAAUUGCGGGCGACAUCGCUGUGCUCACAAACCAGUUAAUCGGCCCACGUCACAAAAGUGCCUCUUUACAGAAUACCAAGAUCGGUACAAAAAACAUGGAAAUGUAGGAAGAACCGAACCGAUCAAGCCGGAAUUCACCGUUAAGGCAUCGACAGAUCCAUUCGACGGUAAUACAAAUUAUAAGUAUGAUUAUGUGCCCCAUAAGUUAGAACCACAUAAGAAACGCGAGAAGGAAAGGUACGUUAGACCCGAUGGUAAAGUCGAAGACGAAAGUACUUACAAACAUGAUUACCCUGGUCGUGUGGCAGCCCCAGCCGAGUCUGCUAAGCCACCAGUUCACUAUCAGGCAAGUAACAGACCUUUUGGAGGGUCUACUGUACACCAAGAUACGUUCAGGCCAUGGGAUUUGGACCUUUGCAAAGUCAAAAGUAUGAAACCGCUUGCGUCGUCUAUGAACAACGACGGAAAAAUGGACGGAAGAACUAUCCACCAAACUGACUUCCCUGGGCACUAUGUAGCUAGAAGAUCACCUAUCAGGCCAUUUAAUUCAGAUUUUAGGCCACCUCAAGGAGCAAUGGAGAAAGAUACCACAACGAGGUUGGACUAUACUCCUAAAAGGGCCGCUCCAGCACAGUCCCAAAAGCCACUUGAACGUCGGCCGUCGACUGGCCCACCAUUUGCUGGUAUAACUACCUUCCAGCACGAUUUCCAGUUUAAGAAAGGUUUGCCUUCUUCUAGUUUCAAGCCCAGGCAGGAAGCAGUUCAAUCAAAUGCUCCAUUUGAGGACGAAACAACUACUGGUUUCUCGUACAGAAAGUGGAACCUUCCGAAAAGGCAAUUAAGAGAAAAGGAAAUCUAUCGACCACCCUCUGGAGAUUUUAAGGAUGACACUACUUUCAGGCAUGACUACCCUCAGUGGAAUGUCCCCCCAGCAGCAAGUGCAAAGCCUCCCCUGCAGUCAUUUGUAUCUAACCAGCCCUUCCAGGACAGGACAACACAUGGAGAUACAUACAGAGCCUGGGAUUAUCAGCCAAUACACAAGGGUAAUGGACCAGACCCUUACAGACCACCUUCUGGAAAAUUUGAAGGAGAGUCCACAAUGCAGAGUCAUUAUAGGGGACAACGAGGGGAUCGGGCAAAGCCCAUAAGACAUGAAAUGCAUAGGCCCAUGUCUGCCUCCCCGAUGGACCUUAAUACAACUUAUGGUGAUACAUUCAGAGGUCUGCGUCCCAACGUGUGUCCAGCAUCAAAGAUCAAUCAGUUUGUAAAAAAUCCUCAAAAUGGAUUCUAUUACUCUCAUGAUACCAAGGGCCAUACCUUUUUCAAACCUAUUUCUGAAACUGURCAGCCAUUGUCUUUGUCUGCUUAAGAUCAGGCUGGGAUCAGAAUCUGUACAGCAUGGUGGGCAGUCCUUUUUCACUCUCAUUUUUAUUUCUUUCCUUUACAUUUUUCCUUCUAUUCUCACAGUGCAGUUGAACUUUCCAGAAAAUUCUGUUUAUUUAAAAAAGCCUUAAACAAAUGUCAGUAACUAAGGAAAACAGCACGAGACAGGUGCUGAAAAGAGCUGUUGUCGUUCUAUUCAUUGUAUUCAGAUUCAUGAACUCAUGUCAACAAUGUCCAUGAACAAUUCCCUUUGUAUUGACUUCUCAGGAAACAAUAACCCAAAUCUAUAGGACAAAGACUGCUCACCAUGCAGCAAAAUUCAUUUUAAUUAAAAAUAUUACUUUAUUGUACAUAA
Molecule: messenger RNA, 1881 nt
Organism: Actinia tenebrosa (Australian red waratah sea anemone)
Lineage: Eukaryota; Metazoa; Cnidaria; Anthozoa; Actiniaria; Actiniidae
Product: stabilizer of axonemal microtubules 1
Cellular component (GO): cytoskeleton
Molecular function (GO): microtubule binding
Source: RefSeq, a predicted model, not a curated record